UACUUUGAUACAGCAAGGGAUGCAGGUGAAUGUAGCUUUGUUUAGAUAACCAGAGCAAAGGGCUCUUAUUCUUCCAAGGAAUCGGAUCUCAAAGAUUCAACAAUGAGAAAUACAUCUUCCUUUUAAACUUGGGUCUGCUAGAUUUUGAUUCAAUACUCAAUAUGAUUCUCAAAGAACACGAAAAGAAAAGAGGGAUUGUCAUCUUAGCUUUGUACAUUGCAUUGUGUUCUAUGAGAACUUAGAUUCAGGGAGACAAGGGAGCGAAUCUGUUUCAGUUGAUUCAGGUGUCAGAUUUGUAAUUCAAGAAGGUUUCGAUGUUUUCGUCUCUAGUUAGUUAACUGUUGUGUUGGCGUGCUAAAGGCUGUAUAACUUGUGAGACCGUGUUAAGCUUCAUGGAAAUUGUUGCUUUGAGGUUUUGGAUGUUGAGGAUUGAUGUAAAGGUCAAGUUUCGUGGUGUCAAGCUCGGAUAGUUUUCGAUAUUUCUGUGAACGAGCAGAAAUGGGUUCAUGGUUUGUUGCGGCAGCUGCUGCUGGAUAUUUGGCUAAAUUUUGGCAAAAUCUUACGACAGAUAGAAAUGGAUUUCCUGAGGCUUCUUCUGCAGAUUCCGGAAUUGGGAAGGUUGUACCCGGGAAAGAUCCAGUCCACAAAUUUUCUAUGAUAAGGAAACUGUGGUAUGAUAUUUCCCCAGAUGGAAGAGAGUUUUCGGAUAGGAAAAUUUCGGAUAUUUACAAACUAAAUGUGGCUUCAGUUGCUGAAAUGGAUUCUGCUAGUGGUUUCGAUAGUGAAAAGAUGGGGAGAUCAGCACAUCACAUGGAUCGCAAUGAGAUUUCUCAAUCAGGUUUAUCGCCAGGAUCGUUGACAAAUGAAAACCUAAGAGAAGAUCAAUUUGGAAAAGAGCCAGGUGCCGAUAGCGGUAGUGAUUCUGCUACUAUCACUAGAAUAGACUUUUAACGAGUCUAUGCGGAAAAGAAGCUUUCUUAAAACUAAACAUGCUUAUGGGCGUGUACUUAAACCACUAAGCUCCUUAGAUAGUUGCCUCAUGGCUCAAAUACAUAUGCAACAUCUCAAAAUGGAGGAGUACGUGCUUAGUUCCGUUCUGUCACCAGCAACACCGAUCUUGAGACCUUUGCUGAUAACCGAUGGAAGCCGAGUAAUCAACAGAGUAAGUGGUGAUUUUUCUAUUGGAUCAAAUAAAAUCGAGGACAAUAAACUGCAUAACCAGGACGCCUUUGAAAAGAAUGGAUGUGUGUACGCGGUUUCUCCAUUGCCAAAAUUCGGUUCACCAGAUCUCCCUGAGAAGUUGAAAUGUAAGAGUGGAAAUGAGCGUGAUGGAAGGCCAAACAUUUCUUACAAAAUUGCUUCUGAAAAGCAGUUUCAUUCACAUUGGGGUCGUUAUGAUCGAGUGGUUCAGUUUUGUCAUGGGAUUUCUAUCGGAAUCAUAUGUUCUUAUAUAGGAAAUAGAAGGGAAGUUGAGAAAUUGAGAGGAUUGUUAAAGCAGGCUGAGAACUUGGUUCAAGAUUUUCAAGAGGAGCUCGAAAUGAAAGAUUCAUUGACAGUGAAGGAGCUAGUCAAUGAGAAUUAUGAAUUACAAGAAACAGAUGACAAUUCCUUUACCGACAGGGACAGGGAAACGGUUUUGUCUUCCCUUGAAUGUAAUACGGAUAAUUCAGCAAGAUUCGAUGGUGAAGAUCAUAUCAUCAGAAGGUAGAGGAAAGUGUGGAAUCUAUGAGUAAAAUCGAAGCAGAACUUGAAGCCUAACUUGGGAGGUUGGGGCUAAACAUGGAUGUACCAAAUCAUGAUCGUAGACUGCCUGAUUUUGUCGAGAUUGACCCAGAUUUUGUAGCAGAUUUUGCUGAAGGUGAAUUGAGAUCUGAUAUGGUCACCAGACGGCCUCUUGUUCAAUCUAUGUCUAAUGAAGAUAGAAGCGGCACCUCAACUACUCAUUCUGCAAAUUACGCUGUCUCUUCCCGAGAGUUGAGCUUGCGUUUGCAUGAGGUGAUUCAGUCAAGGCUUGAAGAACAAGUACAAGAACUUGAGACAGCCCUCGAGAACAGCCAGAGGAAGGUGAAACUAAUGGAGUCAGAGCAUAAGAAUUCUAAUAACAAAUGGAAAUACUCGACGUCAUUGGAGAGUCCACAAUAAAUGAAGAUCUCCAUUGCACGUCGAAGCCUCAAGUCCCGAAAUUAUCAUGGGAAACUCCAGAUCAUGUAUACAAUGAGGCUUAUGAAGAGGUGACAGAAGAGGGUACACCAUUUCACAUUGAUCGGAAUAAUCAUCAAGAAAAGCUGCCUUGGUGUGAUCAAUACGAUGCAAACAGAUCAGAUGGAACAUUUUAUGAUCAGGUAAGAACAUCGGAAGAUCAAACUUCAAGGGUCCAGGAACUACUUGAUGUGAGUGUAAGUGAAGAUGAUUGUAGUGAUGAUGAAAUGGAGAAGCUAUUGAUACAGCAAAUUGUGGAGAAAACCAAGAAAGGAUCUCCUGUAUUGCUAAAUGCACAAAGAAUAUUGUUUUCCAUGGAUGAAAUUUAACUUUUGAGAAUCAUAUUGAAAUCGAGAGACCAAAAUUUUUGCAGUUUAUACA
Molecule: messenger RNA, 2580 nt
Organism: Hibiscus syriacus
Lineage: Eukaryota; Viridiplantae; Streptophyta; Magnoliopsida; Malvales; Malvaceae
Exons: 4
Coding region: 959-1708 (249 amino acids)
Biological process (GO): asymmetric cell division
Source: RefSeq, a predicted model, not a curated record